GCUUCCCCUUCCUGCAUGGAACCAGGAAGUGGUGAAGUGAUGGGUGACCUCACCAUCUGUGCAUGUCAGGGCUGAUGGGAAGCAUCAGGAAGUCUUCAUCAUCCUCCACCUUCACCACGCUCCACACACUUCCAUCUAGAGUCCUUCCAACAUGGCUGGGAUCUCUUGUCAUCUGUCUCUCCCCUUCUAAAAGCACCCCCUUCUCAUGUCCUCCUAAGGAUCUUAGACCCCUUCCUUGGUUUGAUUCAGGUAGGCAACUGAGGAGGUGUAGCCGUGGCAGAAAGAGUAGCAGGAAAGGAAAGAAGAGACAGAAGACAAGGGGAAAGAAAAAGAGAUCAGCAGAAGCAGAGGUGUAGGUGGGAGGAAGGGAGAAGGAGGGGAGGAGGAAAUGGCACCGAUGCUCACAGGCCUCCCCGCCCACAGCUAAGGGCUCUGCCUUCUCAGAGAGGCCAUGUCAGAAGGAGAGAGCAAGGACAGCUCGGGCAGCGAGUGCCCUGUGUGCUACGAAAAGUUCCGGGAUCUGGAGGGCACCAGCCGGACGCUGAGCUGCGGCCACGUGUUCUGCCAUGACUGCCUCGUCAAGUACCUGCUGUCCACCCGCGUGGACGGGCAGGUGCAGAGGACCAUCGUGUGUCCCAUCUGCCGCUAUGUCACCUUCCUCAGCAAGAAGAGCUCCCGGUGGCCCUCUGUGCUGGACAAGAGCUCCCAGACCCUGGCCGUGCCCGUGGGCCUGCCCCCUGUGCCACCGCCGGCCACGCUGGGCCACACGAACCCCCUGGCCGACUCCCAGCCCGCCUGGAGACCGAGUCAGGCGAGGCUGCCGGGGAGCCCGAGCACGCAGCUCCCCUUGGAAGUGCUGCCUGGCCUGCCCCGGGAGCCCCAGAUCUUCGUCAUCAGUCGCCACGGGAUGCCCCUGGGGGAGCAGGACAGUGUCCUGCCCCGGCGCAGCCUGGCGGAGCUCUCCGGGGCGUCCCCGGCCCCCAGCUCGACCCGGUCGUUCUGCUGCCGCUCACGGGCGCUGCUGCUCAUCACCCUCAUUGCCAUGGUGGCCGUGGUGGCCGCCAUCUUGCCCUGGAUCCUGCUGGUGAGGAAGCAGGUGUGAGCGAUGGCCCCUGGAGGGGCAGUGGAGAGAGGCUUGGCCUGAGAGCUACUCUGGGAGGUGCCCUGCUCCCCAGGCUGGGCUGGUCAUGGCUUGGAGAGGACAGAGGGAGCCCCUGGUGCAGACCUG
Messenger RNA from Choloepus didactylus (southern two-toed sloth), 1228 nucleotides. RefSeq names its product ring finger protein 222 (gene RNF222). The transcript has a single exon. Lineage: Eukaryota; Metazoa; Chordata; Mammalia; Pilosa; Megalonychidae. The record is from RefSeq and is a predicted model, not a curated record. Bases 452 to 1102 code for a protein of 216 amino acids.